This is a messenger RNA of Cucurbita moschata (crookneck pumpkin), 3105 nucleotides long. RefSeq names its product probable copper-transporting ATPase HMA5. Gene Ontology annotation, cellular component: membrane. Gene Ontology annotation, molecular function: ATP hydrolysis activity; ATPase-coupled monoatomic cation transmembrane transporter activity; metal ion binding. Gene Ontology annotation, biological process: monoatomic cation transport. NCBI's taxonomy places the organism in Eukaryota, Viridiplantae, Streptophyta, Magnoliopsida, Cucurbitales, Cucurbitaceae. The transcript has 5 exons. The record is from RefSeq and is a predicted model, not a curated record. Bases 98 to 3034 code for a protein of 978 amino acids.
GUUCACUUAACUCUGAGAUGCAAAUAAAAAGCUCUGCAACUCCAAGAGAAAGUGCUUCAAUUAUUUCAAUCGAAUUGCCGCCGCAGUUCUGAUCAAAAUGCUGAAGUUGCCGCGGCGGAAACGCUCGCCGGCGGCAACGAAUCAGGAGAACGCGAAUGAUGUAGCGAAUAUUGACAAUGACGAGACGGCGGCGGGGGUGAGAAAGGCGGCGGAAGCGAAAGUGGUGCUCUGUGUUUCCGGCAUGACUUGCUCUGCUUGCGCUGUUUCAGUAGAGAAUUCCAUCAAACAUCUUCCAGGCAUUCUCGAUGCUGCUAUCGAUUUCUUGAACGAUAGGGCUCAAAUCCGCUAUCUCCCCAAUCUCAUCGAUGAAGAUUCAAUAGUUAAAGCAAUUGAAAAUGCUGGAUUUCAAGCUACGAUAUCGAAGGACAGCGCCGAUCAUCGAUCGAGAGAAGUAUGUCGAAUCCGAGUAAAUGGGAUGGGCUGCAAUUCUUGCUCUUCCAUGGUAGAAUCAGUUUUGGAAGAAAUGUACGGCGUCCAAAAGACUCACAUUGCUCUCUUCAAUGGGGAAGCAGAAGUUCACUAUGAUCCAAAGGUCGUUAACUCCACUCAGUUCAUUGUAGCCAUACAAGACAUUGGCUUUGAUGCCUUACUUAUAACCAUUGGCGAACACAUUAGCAAGAUUGAGCUCAAGAUCGAUGGCAUGCAUAACGAAAACUCAUCGACAAAAGUUAAAGAAUCGCUUGAAUCGGUUGUCGGAAUCGAAGAUGUCGAUAUCGACAUGGGAUUGACCAAAGUUACCAUAUCUUACAAGCCUGAUAUAACAGGACCAAGAACUUUCAUUGAAGUGAUCGAGUCGAUCAAAUCCGAGCAUUUCAAGGCCACGAUAUAUCCCGCAAAUGUGGGUCGAGAAAAUCGUAAGGAGAAAGAAAUUAAACAGCACUAUAAGUACUUCUUAUGGAGCUCAGCUCUUUCUGUUCCUGUUUUCUUAACAUCCAUGGUGUUUAUGUAUAUACCUGGAAUUAAGCAGAUUUUGGAUAUCAAAGUAGUCAAUAUGAUGAAUGUUGGACAUCUUAUCAAGUGGAAUUUGUCCACUCCUGUCCAGUUCAUCAUAGGUUCAAGAUUCUACAUUGGAUCAUACAAAGCAUUGCGCCGUGGUUCUGCCAACAUGGAUGUAUUGAUCACUUUGGGAACCAAUGCAGCUUAUUUCUAUUCUGUUUAUAUUGUUCUAAGAGCAGCUACUUCCCCUGCUUUUGAUGGGACAGAUUUCUUUGAGACUAGCUCAAUGCUGAUCACUUUCAUUCUACUUGGUAAGUAUUUGGAGAUUCUAGCUAAAGGAAAGACCUCUGAGGCCAUUGCUAAGCUUAAGCACUUGGCGCCCGAGACCGCGACGCUCUUGACUCUAGAUGGCCAUGGAAAUGUGAUAAGUGAAGUAGAAAUCAGCGGUGAGCUGAUUCAGAAGAAUGAUGUUAUUAAGAUUACGCCUGGUGCGAAGGUAGCUUCCGAUGGCCUCGUCGUCUGGGGCGAAAGUCAUGUCAAUGAGAGUAUGAUUACCGGAGAAGCGAAACCGGUAGCGAAAAGGACAGGCGACAAGGUAAUAGGAGGAACUAUGAAUGAGAAUGGAGUGUUGCAUAUUAAGGCAACACAUGUUGGAUCAGAGAGUUCACUAGCGCAAAUCGUUCAACUCGUCGAAUCGUCUCAGUUGGCGAAAGCUCCUAUUCAGAAACUUGCAGACCAUAUCUCCAAGUAUUUUGUGCCUCUGGUAAUUUUGCUUUCUUUUCUCACUUGGAUUGCCUGGUUUUUAGCUGGAAAGUUGCAUUUGUAUCCUAAGUCCUGGUUGCCUUCUUCAAUGGACCGUUUUGAACUAGCUCUCCAAUUUGGGAUUUCUGUUAUGGUCAUAGCUUGCCCUUGUGCUCUUGGCCUUGCCACCCCGACCGCUGUGAUGGUCGGGACCGGUGUCGGUGCAUCUCAAGGUGUACUAAUCAAAGGCGGCCAAGCUUUAGAAUUUGCACAUAAGGCGAGCUGCAUUGUGUUUGAUAAGACAGGAACGCUAACAGUUGGAAAGCCAGUGGUUGUAAAUGUAAAACUAAUGGACACUAUAGUACUUGAAGAACUGCUUGAACUCACUGCUGCUACUGAGGUGAACAGUGAGCAUCCAAUAGCCAAGGCCAUUGUUGAAUAUGCUAAGCAAUUCAAGGAAGAUAACCCCAUUUGGCCUGAAGCUCAAGAGUUCAUAUCCAUUCCUGGACAUGGAGUGGAAGCCAUUGUAAGGAACAAGAAAGUUGUGGUUGGAAACAAGAGCUUGAUGAUGAACAAUGGCAUAGAAAUUCUUGGGGAAACGGAGAGCUUCCUUGUCGACGCCGAAGGUAUGGCGAAAACCGCGGUUUUGGUGGCCGUAGAUCGAACGGUGUCGGGAGUUAUCGUGGUGUCGGAUCCAUUGAAACCAGGAGCCAAAGAGGUGAUCUCCAUUCUCAAAUCUAUGGAAGUAAAGAGCAUAAUGGUAACAGGUGACAAUUGGGGGACUGCAAAUUCCAUUGCCAAAGAAGUUGGAAUAGAAACGGUCAUUGCAGAGGCCAAGCCUCAGCAGAAAGCAGAGGAAGUGAAGAAUCUUCAGACGGCCGGGCACACGGUGGCAAUGGUGGGAGACGGGAUCAAUGACUCGCCCGCCCUUGUAGCAGCCGAUGUCGGGAUGGCUAUCGGAGCUGGCACAGACAUCGCCAUUGAGGCAGCAGACAUUGUUCUUAUGAAAAAUGACUUACAAGAUGUUAUAACUGCCAUUCAUCUCUCAAGGAGAACUUUUGCUAGAAUUCGCCUCAAUUACAUUUGGGCUCUUGGUUAUAAUCUUCUUGCCAUUCCGAUUGCCGCAGGCGUCUUGUUCCCUUCAACACGGUUUCGGCUACCACCGUGGAUCGCCGGAGCUGCCAUGGCUGCUUCUUCUGUUAGUGUGGUAUGCAGUUCUUUGAUGUUGAAGAAGUACAAGAGACCAAAGAAGCUUGAUGAAAUUGAUAUUCAAAUGAAAGGAAUAAUAGUUCAAUGAUGUGUACAUUAGAUUAUAAAACGAAUAUUAUCAAGAUAUUUAUGAAAUAAGAGUUUGAAAUUCUCGUUGAA